AUGGCAGCGCCAGUGUCGGCAUACAAGGAUCGGCAAUUCGUUGCUGUCAUUGGUGACGAGGACUCAGUCACUGGCUUGUUGCUUGCUGGCAUCGGACAUAUUACCGACCCUCCUGACUCACAGAAGAACUUUCUCGUGUGCGAUUCAAAGACAGAGAAGCCUCAAAUCGAGCAAGCUUUCAACAGAUUUACCAAAGAGCGGAAAGAUAUUGGAAUCGUCCUGAUAAACCAACACAUUGCGGAGCAAAUCCGAGACACUGUCGACAGGUUCCAGGACCCGUUCCCUGCGGUCCUCGAAAUCCCGAGCAAAGAUCAUCCUUAUGACCCCGAGAAAGACAGCGUCCUUCGGCGUGUGAGAAGACUGUUCGGUGAAUGA
Messenger RNA from Fonsecaea pedrosoi CBS 271.37, 375 nucleotides. Its product is annotated as V-type proton ATPase subunit F. The transcript has 4 exons. Gene Ontology annotation, molecular function: proton-transporting ATPase activity, rotational mechanism. The record is from RefSeq and is a predicted model, not a curated record. Gene Ontology annotation, biological process: proton transmembrane transport. NCBI's taxonomy places the organism in Eukaryota, Fungi, Ascomycota, Eurotiomycetes, Chaetothyriales, Herpotrichiellaceae. Gene Ontology annotation, cellular component: fungal-type vacuole membrane; proton-transporting V-type ATPase, V1 domain. Bases 1 to 375 code for a protein of 124 amino acids.